Messenger RNA from Cryptotermes secundus, 1485 nucleotides. It is a transcript of the gene Polr1C, whose product is annotated as DNA-directed RNA polymerases I and III subunit RPAC1. The coding region runs from base 371 to 1342 and encodes 323 amino acids. The transcript is spliced from 10 exons. Gene Ontology annotation, cellular component: RNA polymerase III complex; RNA polymerase I complex. Gene Ontology annotation, biological process: DNA-templated transcription. NCBI's taxonomy places the organism in Eukaryota, Metazoa, Arthropoda, Insecta, Blattodea, Kalotermitidae. Gene Ontology annotation, molecular function: DNA binding; protein dimerization activity. The record is from RefSeq and is a predicted model, not a curated record.
GUAUUGGCAGGUGACCCACGUAAUUUUAAAAUUUACUGACACAUAUGUAACAACAGUGCUGCCAACCAUAUAAGUACUUAUAUAGUGGCACUUCCUUACAAAUGUGUACAGUCCAACUAUCAUCAAGAGCAACCAACACCUUUGCAGUGGAAGAAACAUUUUCCCGAAGCACAUUUAAAUUCUUCUGAUGGAAAACUUGGGCUUCAAUUGUUAAGGCUCUUCUUCAAAGUCUAGAGCAAGGAAUUCUCUGGUGAAGGAACUUCAUUAGGUUUUGUUUUCAGAAUUGACACCAAGGAAAAGGAAACUAUGUACAUAUUCGAAACAGGAAGAGUGUACUUUGCAAAUUAAAAAGUAGUGCACAGUGCAGAAUAUGGAAAAGGCAACAGCAUGUGACUAUCCUGGAAGCUAUACUUUUGAUGAUACAUGGAGUCAUGAAAAGUUCAAGAAAAUUUUUAGUGUCCAAAUUGUUAAGUGGAAUGAAAGAGAAAUGGAAUUUGACUUGAUUGGAAUACAUGCAGCCAUAGCAAAUGCAUUUAGAAGACUCCUUCUUUCAGAGGUUCCUAGCAUGGCUAUAGAGAAGGUGUUUGUGUACAACAAUACUUCACUACUGCAAGAUGAGGUGCUUGCUCACAGAUUGGGUUUAAUUCCACUUAAAGCUGAUCCACGGUUAUUUGAAUACAGACAGCCGGGUGAUGAAGAUGGAACAGAACAGGACACUUUGGAAUUUCAGUUGAAAGUAAAAUGCACUUGGAAUACAAAUGCUCCAAAAGACUCCACAAACCCUGAUGAUAUUUACAAGGACCAUAAAAUAUAUACCAGGCACAUGAAGUGGUUGCCAAUUGGGAGCCAAGGUGACAUAUACAAGGCGAAAGAUGUAGGACCUGUGCAUGAUGAUAUCUUGAUCAGUAAGAUGAGACCAGGACAUGAGCUUGAUCUUAAACUUCAUGUUGUUAAAGGUAUUGGGAAGGACCAUGCAAAAUUCUCACCUGUUGCUACUGCAUUCUAUAGGCUUCUGCCAGAAAUAAUCCUUACUCGUGAUGUGGAGGAUGAACAAGCUGAAAGGUUACAGAAAUGCUUCUCCCCGGGUGUUAUUGGUAUUGAAGAAUCUAAACAUGGGAAAAAGAAAGCCAAAGUUUUGGAUGCUAGGUAUGACACUUGUAGCCGAAAUGUUUUCCGUUAUGAAGAUCUCAAAGAUGCUGUGAAGAUGGGCAGAAUCAAGAAUCAUUUCAUUUUCACCAUUGAAUCAGUUGGAGCAUUGCCACCAGAUGUCCUGUUUAUAGAGGCUGUGAAAGUGUUGAAGUUAAAGUGUCGCAUUUUCCUGGAUGAGUUGAACCGCGCGUGACACCACGUUCAGGAAAGAAGAAGGAAGUUGUGAGGAGGACUGAGAGACGAGAUGACACUUCAUAACUCUGUGUCACUAAGAAUGUGUGGAUUUUUAGAAGAAUGUGUAAAAUAAAUUCUUUUCAUUAUCCUGUGGUUCAUAAA